Messenger RNA from Nomascus leucogenys (northern white-cheeked gibbon), 2009 nucleotides. It is a transcript of the gene ZNF880, whose product is annotated as zinc finger protein 880. Gene Ontology annotation, biological process: regulation of transcription by RNA polymerase II. The record is from RefSeq and is a predicted model, not a curated record. Gene Ontology annotation, molecular function: RNA polymerase II cis-regulatory region sequence-specific DNA binding; DNA-binding transcription factor activity, RNA polymerase II-specific. NCBI's taxonomy places the organism in Eukaryota, Metazoa, Chordata, Mammalia, Primates, Hylobatidae.
CUAGGACCACAUGCGAGCCCCCCUAUGGCCGAUUUAAAAUUAAUUUUAAUAGCAGGAAUUUUCGUGGAUCCAGUCAUCAACAGACUUUCCCUCUGCCGGGGCACGAUGUGUUUCCAGAUAGCUGAGUUGCUCUAGUCGCCACGGCAGGUCUCGCCUCCAAAACGGGACGAUCCGGGAGCUAGGCGGAGGGAAGCGCAGGCCCCGCCCAAUCCCAUCCUGGCCUGGCCUCGCCUCGCCUCUCAGCUGCGCGCGCAGUUUCCUGGAGACCCGGAAGCAGAUUACGUGGAGUGACGGUCAUGCUGCGGCGUGGACACUUGACAUUCAGGGAUGUGGCCAUAGAAUUCUCUCAGGAGGAGGGGAAAUGCCUGGACCCUGCUCAGAGGACUCUAUACAGGGAUGUGAUGUUGGAGAAUUAUAGGAACCUGGUCUUCCUGGGAAUCUGUCUUCCUGACCUGAGUGUUAUCUCCAUGUUGGAGCAAAGGAGAGAUCCCCAGAAUCUGCAGAGUGAAGUGAAAAUAGCAAACAAUCAAGGUGGCAGGGAGUGCAUCAAAGUUGUGAACACAGAGAGCAGCUCUAAAUUGGGAAGCAGUGCAGGAAACAAGUCUCUUAAAAAUCAACUUGGAUUAACCUUUCAGUUACAUCUGAGUGAACUGCAGCUAUUUCAAGCUGAAAGGAAUAUUUCUGGAUGUAAACAUGUCGAAAAACCUAUCAACAAUUCCUUAGUUUCACCACUUCAAAAAAUUUAUUCUAGUGUCAAAUCCCACAUUUUAAAUAAAUAUAGAAAUGAUUUUGAUGAUUCUCCAUUUCUCCCACAAGAACAAAAAGCACAAAUUAGGGAAAAACCUUGUGAAUGUAAUGAGCAUGGCAAAGUCUUUAGAGUGUCUUCAAGCCUUGCUAACCAUCAAGUAAUCCACACUGCAGAUAAUCCUUACAAAUGUAAUGAAUGUGACAAGGUCUUUAGUAACAGUUCAAACCUUGUGCAACAUCAAAGAAUUCAUACUGGAGAGAAGCCUUACAAGUGUCAUGAAUGUGGCAAGCUCUUCAAUCGAAUUUCACUCCUUGCACGACAUCAGAGAAUCCAUACUGGAGAGAAACCUUACAAAUGUAAUGAGUGUGGCAAAGUCUUCCCUCAAAAUUCUCACCUUGCAAAUCAUCACAGAAUCCACACUGGAGAGAAACCUUACAGAUGUAAUGAGUGUGGCAAGGUCUUCAAUAGAAAUGCACACCUUGCACGACAUCAGAAAAUUCAUAGUGGAGAGAAACCUUACAAAUGUAAGGAACGUGGCAAAGCAUUUUCAGGGUGUUCAGGCCUUACCGCUCAUCUUGUAAUUCACACUGGAGAGAAACUUUACAAAUGUAUUAAAUGUGGCAAGGUCUUCAAUCGAAAUGCACACCUUACCAGACAUCAAAGAAUCCAUACUGGAGAGAAACCUUAUGAAUGUAAAGAAUGUGCCAAGGUCUUCAGGCACAAGUUUUGUCUAACCAAUCAUCAUAGAAUGCACACGGGAGAGCAGCCUUACAAAUAUAAUGAAUGUGGCAAAGUCUUCAGUUACAAUUCACACCUUGCACAACAUCAGAGAAUACAUACUGGAGAGAAACCUUACAAAUGCAGUGAAUGUGGCAAGGUAUUUAGUCGACUUUCAUGCCUUAUGCAUCAAAGAGUUCAUACUGGAGAGAAGCCUUACAAAUGUAAUGAAUGUGGCAAAGCAUUUAGAGACUGUUCAGGCCUUACUGCCCAUCUACUAAUUCAUACUGGAGAGAAACCUUACAAAUGUAAAGAAUGUGCCAAGGUCUUCAGGCAUAGAUUAUCCCUAAGCAAUCAUCAGAGAUUUCAUACCGGAGAGAAACCUUACAGAUGUAAUGAAUGUGGUAAGGACUUCACUCGAAAUUCAAACCGUGCAAAUCAUCACAGAAUCCAUACUGGAGAGAAACCUUACAAAUGUAGUGAAUGUGACAAAGUCUUUAGUCACAGUUCACACCUUGCAUGACAUAGGCAAAUUCAUACUGGA